This is a messenger RNA of Paramecium tetraurelia, 1752 nucleotides long. RefSeq lists its product as uncharacterized. NCBI's taxonomy places the organism in Eukaryota, Ciliophora, Oligohymenophorea, Peniculida, Parameciidae. The record is from RefSeq and is a predicted model, not a curated record. Gene Ontology annotation, molecular function: SUMO ligase activity; zinc ion binding. The transcript has 4 exons. Gene Ontology annotation, biological process: protein sumoylation.
AUGAAUACCGAAGCAAAUACACCUAAACCUGCUUAAGUUUUGAUGGAGAUACCAACUAUUAUUCUAGAAGUAAAAAAGGCGCAUGAAUAAUACCCGAAUAUAGAAAAGGAAUUCGAAGAAAGGACAAAAAAAUUUAGUAAUUUAACUCAAACGAUGACUGUAAAUUUUGAAUGUAGUUUAUCAAAAGAACCAAUAAAAUAUGCAGUUUACUUAGCAGAAUGUUUUAAGUCCUUCAGACAUUACGAUACUUUAAUAGAUUUAGAGCAAUUUUUGAAAUUAUACUUUUCGAAUGCAACCCAACAGGCAGCCAAAGUAUUACAAUGUCCUAUAUGUAAAUCUUAAACGAAGUUUGAGAAAAUAGAACAAGCCUUCUUUCCUCAUUUGUUGAUUAAUUAGUUAAGAUCAAAAAAAUAGUGUGGGGAAUUUCCAUAACAUAUGAUGUAUAACUUCGUGGAUAAAACAUUCUACCCAUUGCACAAGGGGAAAAUGGGAAGUUUGUAGAAUGCUUAUUUUGAAUAGAUUGCCAAAUUGAUGAAAAAGGAAAUUAUGCCAUAAAGUUAAUUCUAUCAGCUUGUUUAAAAGUGGAAUGCGAAUUUUAACUUUUUGUUUUACAACAAUUGCUCUUUGAGUUCUAUGAAGGUGAUGAUUCCAGUCAGGAGUUAGAAUUGCAAUCACUUCGAAGUCUAUGAUUUGACAGCAUUAUUGCAUCAUUUUGAUAAAAAAGAAAAAUAAUUUAAAUGCAAAAGACCUGAUUGCAAUUCAAUAAUUAAAGAAGAAGAUUUGUGUUUAGAUUAAGAUUUAUUCAACAGUUGUUUAAAGUCCUACAGUUUUAGAUUUUCCUUCAUAUACAACAAAGAAAAACGUUAAUUGGAGGACAUUUUGGAAGAGAAACAAGAUAUUAAUUUAAUAAAGUAUAGAUCAUUUACAAAAUUAUCAGAAUACUUAAAUUAUUAGUCUAAAAUCUAUAAGAUAGUGGAUUAGAUUUACACAAGUCUUAUCAAUCAGGAAAAAACAGAGGAGUUUUACUAGAAACAUUCACUAGACAAGAUUGCGAGUGAAAAAUUGGAAUUUAAGUUUUGUUAAUUUACUGGUUAGAGGAUAGAGCUACCUUGUAGAUGCAUCAGAUGCGAAUAGAUUCAAACGUGCGAUCUAAGGUAUAUGAGUUGUAUUUUGUAUCAAUUUUAAAACCCUGCUGAAGGAAAAAUGGCUGGGAAUAUCAUUGAUCAUUGUCCUCUCUGCAAGAAUCCAUUCACAAAGAAAUAAAAACCUAAAGAUACAGCUCUACAUGAACAAGUCUAUGUAGAUGUAAAGAUGAUGAAUUUCAUUACAAUAACCACUGGAUUUGUAAAUAUCAAUUAAAAGGACUUCAUAAAUUAUUUGAACAAUAAAUUAAUUACAAAGGUUAUUGUAAAAAAUGAUUAAGAAUCAAUCUUGAAAGGCAAAUAAGCUAUAACAACAAUCUAAUUGAAGUGUCCAAUAUCAAAAAAGAAGAUAUUAAGGCCAAUAAGAGGUAAUAAUUGCACUCACGCUUAACCCUUUGAUUAGGGCAUAAUAGAUUUGCAUCAAAAUGGGACAAUCGAUCUAAAUCAAAUAAAAUGUCCAAUUUGUUAGACAAAGUUUGACUAUUUUAUAGAAGACAAUUUUUUGAAGGAUCAAUUAUAAAUAUUUUUCUCAUACAAUUUAGAAGAAUGUGAUGCUGUUCGAUUAAGUAUAAUGAAUGAUAAAAUUUAAAUAAAACCCAGAAAUUAGUGA